Molecule: messenger RNA, 1977 nt
Organism: Orycteropus afer afer
Lineage: Eukaryota; Metazoa; Chordata; Mammalia; Tubulidentata; Orycteropodidae
Source: RefSeq, a predicted model, not a curated record
AUGAAGACAGUGGUAUUCUUCUUGUGUGUCAUGGGAGCUGCAGCUGCAAUCCCGACAAAUGCAAGGUUCUUAUCUGAUCAUUACCAACCGACUGCUGAUUCUUUGAGUUCCAUGCAACAGGCUGAAACCUCAGUUUCAGUAAUACCCAACAACACUGCAAUUCCUGCUUUAGAAAUUGACUAUGAAGAAUAUGAAGAAGAAACUGCAGUCUCUACAGAAGAUGAUCCCAAUUUUAAUGCUGAAAAAUUUUCAAUACUAAAGUCAAAAGAGGAAAACAAUGAACAAGUAGAAGAAAAAGACCAGAAUAAUAGCCAAGAGCUGGGACUGAAAGAUCAAGAGAACAGUGACGAUGGCUUAGGUAUGAAUUUGGAAAACCAACCAACCAAAGGAACACUGGACCUAAAAGAAGAUAGGAGUGAUAUUAAAAAAAAAAGUCUACCAGAGAAUACUGACUUUCUUGUUCCUGAUGUUAGUUCCACUGUGGAUUAUAGUCAACUAGAAAGUAUCACAGAGAAAGAAACACACCAAGAUCAUCAGUUGAACAGGAACAGCAAACAUAGCCAAGAACAAAGUGAUCAAAUAAACCAAGAGCAGGAUCCAAAUACUCCCAAAGGGGAGGAGCAAGAGCCAAGAGCAGUUGGUACUCACAAUGAUAACCAAGAAAAGGAGAAAGAAUUUCCCAAGGAACACUCUAAUAGCUAUCAGCAGGAAGACAGCACUCAACCUGAUGAUAUUUUGGAAGAGUCCAGUCAACCAACUCAAAUCAGCAAGAUUCAGGAGGAAGAAUUUGAGCAAAGUAACCAAGAACAAGAAGAUGAUAACUCCAAAGCAGAAAUGAAAGGGGAAAAUGCAUCAGAAAUCAAUAAGCACUUUCAAGAGACUGAAUGGCAGAGCCAAGAGGGAAAAAUUGGCCUUGAAAUUAUCAGCACCCAAAAGGAGAUGGAUAAAAAGACUGUUCCUGAAGCUUUGCUUGUGGAGCCUACUGAUGAUGGUAACAGCAUGCCCAGAAAUCAUGAGGCUGAGGACAGUGGUAAUGGUCCCAGGCACAGUGUGGGUGAUGACUACAUGAUCCCAAGCCAGGUUGUCCUGGAGAGUGAAAGAGCUCAAUCCAAUCACUAUCACAUCAAUGAUCAGGAGCCAAAAGAAAGAGCACAUGAAAAUGAGAGUGUCAAUAGCAGUGGACCUAGAGAAUCUCAAAGGGGCAAGAAAGCAGAGAGCUCACCGAAUGAAGACGAAAAUUCAAGUGAAGGUAAUAUGAGGGUGGAAGGUAUUGAUCCUUGCAUGAGUUUCCAGUGUAAAAGAGGACACAUUUGUAAGGCUGACCUACAAGGAAAACCCCACUGUGUUUGCCAAGAUCCAAUGACUUGUCCUCCUACAAAACUCCUUGACCAAGUUUGUGGCACUGACAAUCAGACCUAUGCUAGCUCCUGUCAUCUCUUUGCUACCAAGUGUGGAUUGGAAGGGACCAAAAAGGGCCACCAACUGCAGCUGGAUUAUUUUGGAAGCUGCAAAUCUAUCCCUGCUUGUACGGACUUUGAAGUGACUCAAUUUCCUCUACGAAUGAGAGACUGGCUCAAGAAUAUCCUCAUACAGCUUUAUGAACAUAAGCCCGAACAUGCUGGAUAUCUAAAUGAGAAGCAGAGGAACAAGGUCAAGAAAAUUUACCUGGACGAAAAGAGGCUCUUGGCCGGGGACCAUCCCAUUGACCUUCUCUUAAGAGACUUUAAGAAAAACUACCACAUGUAUGUGUAUCCUGUGCACUGGCAAUUUAGUGAACUUGACCAGCAUCCCAUGGAUAGAGUCUUGACACAUUCAGAGCUUGCUCUUUUGCGAGCAUCUCUGGUGCCCAUGGAACACUGCAUAACCCGCUUCUUUGAGGAGUGUGACCCCAACAAGGAUAAGCACAUCACUCUGAAGGAGUGGGGCCACUGCUUUGGAAUUAAAGAAGAAGACAUAGAUGAAAAUCUCCUGUUUUGA